Messenger RNA from Pseudocercospora fijiensis CIRAD86, 1101 nucleotides. RefSeq lists its product as uncharacterized. NCBI's taxonomy places the organism in Eukaryota, Fungi, Ascomycota, Dothideomycetes, Mycosphaerellales, Mycosphaerellaceae. The transcript has a single exon. The record is from RefSeq and is a predicted model, not a curated record. Bases 1 to 1101 code for a protein of 366 amino acids. Gene Ontology annotation, molecular function: protein binding.
AUGUCAAAUUCUAUUGCGGUAUCCGCGCCGCCGCCUGCAUCUUCGAAGAUAGUUCCGGUGUCGAAGGAUAUUGAAGAGGGAAGUUAUGUCAUCGCACCUCGGAAAGCGUCCAGAAAAGCCCCAAUCCAGGACGAUGAUGAGCCACUGGUUGACCUUACGGAAGCACUGGCAUUGAAGUCCAAGAAGACCGAUCGCAAGAAGAAGCAACAGCAGAAGAGGCUGGAAAGGAUCGAGAAGAAAAGAGUCAAGUCCGAUGUGAAGUCUUUUCUGGAACUGCCGCCUGAGCUUUUGGAAGAAGUUCUAAGUCACUUACGCCCAUCCGAUAUCUUCAGAUUGCUGCGCUUGAACAGAUCUACACGCGAUUUCAUCCUCAAUCAUGAGCAGUCUAUCUCUAAAGACAUCAUUCGGCGACGAUACUGGGUGCUUUAUCGAUGUCUUCAAGUUCCAGUAGCGCUCGAAAAAGUCGAUCACGUGGCGCAGCAGUGCCUGCUGACAAGCAAUUGGCAAGAUCGCCUACGGAUACAUACGAAACCGUAUCAACAUAUCCGAGCAAUCGAUGCGAAGUCAUCUUGCACGUGCAUGACUUGUGUAAUGGCAUGGAACGACCUAUGUUCAGUCCUGGACCUGGCGCAUUUCCAGCCCACACUUGACAGACACGAAGCUCUCCCUUCGAUCCCACGAGGCAGUAACCCCGAAUGGAACACAAGACUCGCCCAAAAACACGCGUCAAUCGUCGAGAAAGCCAUCCGCACCCCUCUCCACCAUGCCCUCAUCCUCCAAACCCACCUCGCCAGCAUUAUCGGCACACUUACCCGCCCUAUCCGAUGGGGCAAUAUCACCUUCGCACCGAAGAACAUGCUUUACCAUUUAUCCGAGCUCGACGUCGCACGAGAUACAGACGAGUUUUUGGAACGUAGUGGGCCGCCUUCGUAUGAGCCGUUGUAUUUUCGGGAAUAUUACAACCAUCAUAAAUGGGCGGCGUAUGUGCCGAAUAGGAAGUGGGAUAAGGAGGCGCUGAAAUGGCGGUAUCCGAAAUUUGGACUGUGGCAUGCGGAGAAUUUGGCUUGGGUUGUUUCGAGGAUGAGGCCGGAGGGUGAAUAG